UAACAGAGCUUUUAGAAGUUGGAGAGAGAGAACACUGCCUUGAUUCUCCGAAGCCAAACAACGGUUAAAUUUCCAUUUUACUCCUUGCCCCCUUCGACUCAGAGAGAGAGAGAGAGAGAGAGGGAGAGAGAGAGAGAGAGAGAGGGAGAAAGAGAGAGAGAGAGAGGGAGAAAGAGAGAGAAUCUCAAUCUGUAUUGUGUUUGGACUUGUAAUGGUUGAAUCUGAAUCCGACAUUUUUGAUGAAACAAACAAUCUUGGAGACGAUCGCUUUCAUUCUCGGAUGAAGGAGGGCGAGAGAGACGAUGAACAACGGUGGCGAUGGUAGUAGCGGAGGAGGAGGAGGAGGCCUCACGGCGCCACCGCAGCCUCUCGAGUGGAAAUUCUCACAGGUGUUUGGUGAACGUACGGCAGGAGAGGAAGUUCAGGAAGUUGAUAUCAUAUCUGCCAUUGAGUUUGAUAAAACUGGGGACCAUCUUGCUACUGGUGAUCGUGGGGGAAGGGUUGUAUUAUUUGAAAGGACUGAUACAAAGAAGAAUGCUGGAAAUCAAAGAGAGUUAGAGAGGAUGGACUAUCAAGUUAGUCGGCAUCCAGAGUUUCGGUACAAGACAGAAUUUCAAAGCCAUGAACCUGAGUUUGAUUAUCUCAAGAGUUUGGAGAUUGAGGAGAAAAUUAACAAGAUUCGGUGGUGCCAGACAGCUAAUGGUGCCCUUUUUCUUUUGUCCACCAAUGAUAAAACUAUAAAGUUUUGGAAGGUACAAGAGAAGAAAAUCAAGAAAAUAUGUAAUAUGAACAUUGAUCCUUCCAGAGCUGUUGGAAAUGGCAGUGUUGCUAGUUCAAGUAUUUCUUCAAAUCCAAAAUUGUGUCUUGCAAAUGGUGGUUGCACUGAUAAAUUAUACAACAAUUUGAAUGCGCUUCGUUUACCUACGGUUACAAGCCAUGAAUCCAGCCUUGCAGCAAGAUGUAGAAGAGUUUAUGCCCAUGCCCAUGACUAUCACAUCAAUUCCAUUUCAAGUAACAGCGAUGGCGAAACAUUUAUAUCAGCUGAUGAUCUCCGAAUAAAUCUUUGGAACUUGGAAAUAAGUAACCAAAGUUUCAACAUUGUUGAUGUGAAGCCAACAAAUAUGGAAGAGCUAACAGAGGUUAUCACUUCAGCCGAGUUUCAUCCAAUCCAUUGUAACAUGUUAGCAUAUAGUAGUUCCAAAGGAUCAAUUCGUCUCAUUGAUUUACGACAAUCAGCAUUGUGUGACUCACAUUCUAAAUUGUUUGAGGAACAUGAGGCACCUGGUUCAAGAUCUUUCUUCACUGAGAUAAUUGCUUCACUUUCUGAUAUUAAAUUUGCAAAGGAUGGAAGAUAUAUACUUAGUCGUGAUUACAUGACUCUCAAGUUAUGGGACAUAAAUAUGGAUUCUGGUCCUGUUUCAACCUUCCAGGUUCAUGAGUAUCUAAGACCGAAGCUAUGUGAUUUAUAUGAGAAUGAUUCCAUCUUUGAUAAAUUUGAGUGUUGCUUAAGUGGUGAUGGCCUACGAGUAGCUACAGGAUCCUAUAGUAAUCUGUUUCGUGUGUUUGGUUGUGCUGCUGGAAGCACCGAGGCAACUACACUGGAAGCUAGUAAAAAUCCCAUGAGGAGACAAGCUCAGACGACCCCUUCAAGGCCUUCCAGAUCCCUAAGCAGUAUAACUCGUGUUGUCAGGCGAGGAGCAGAAAGCCCAGUUGUAGAUGCAAAUGGGAACUCAUUUGACUUCACAACGAAAUUGCUCCAUUUGGCUUGGCAUCCAACUGAAAAUUCAAUUGCUUGCGCUGCUGCAAACAGCCUGUACAUGUAUUAUGCGUAAGUUGCACAGGAAGAGAUACAUUUCUUGGUUAGCUUUUUUUGUGGUUGCGUUUUGAGAAGGGCCAUAUUUUGCUACAAUUUGAUGCAUUACUGCACACUUCCGAGUGUUCCUCACUGAUGCGAAGCACAUGCUCUCAAGUUUCCAGUUCAGAAGUGACUGAAGAAUUAAUGACAAAGCAAUGCUAUUGAUCAUACUAGUCUCCUUUCCCCCCCCCCUUACUGUCUUAUGCUUCACUCUCUCUCCCUUUUAAUUUUUUUCCUUUUACGGUCCUCGACCAAAAGUUGCAACUCUUCUUACUGUGCUGUGAUUGGAGUUGGGAAAAAAUGUCAAUUGUAGCUCUCCUACAAGAAAAAGAAGAAGAAAACAGAAGAAUGUGCAGAAUUGCCACUAGUUUAGUUUAUGUAGAUCUUGAUGGGAAGGAGCUGCUGCUAACAUGCAGGGCAUUAUGCUUGACUUUGGGAUAGCAUUAAAUUUUUUGUAGGAUAAUUUUAGUGUGCUUUUAUUAUAGAUUAUCAACUAAAGUAAUUUUUUUUUUACUGUUUUUUGUAAAAGAAAUUACAAGUGCUCUGGCAUUCAGUUACCUGUACUUCUUCUGCAUGCUCAUUGGUAAAGAAAAGAUGUUAGUGGUGAAUUUUUCUUUA
This is a messenger RNA of Ipomoea triloba (trilobed morning glory), 2473 nucleotides long. RefSeq names its product serine/threonine protein phosphatase 2A 55 kDa regulatory subunit B beta isoform-like. NCBI's taxonomy places the organism in Eukaryota, Viridiplantae, Streptophyta, Magnoliopsida, Solanales, Convolvulaceae. The coding region runs from base 303 to 1832 and encodes 509 amino acids. The record is from RefSeq and is a predicted model, not a curated record. Gene Ontology annotation, cellular component: cytosol; protein phosphatase type 2A complex. Gene Ontology annotation, biological process: peptidyl-serine dephosphorylation. The transcript is spliced from 15 exons. Gene Ontology annotation, molecular function: protein binding; protein phosphatase regulator activity.